Messenger RNA from Prorocentrum cordatum, 669 nucleotides. NCBI's taxonomy places the organism in Eukaryota, Dinophyceae, Prorocentrales, Prorocentraceae. The record is from the annotation of a GenBank genome assembly.
AUGGCCCUGCGCCUCCUCGCCGCGCUCAGCCUCGCGGUGCCCGUGGCCGCCGAGCGCGCGUGGGCGCGGCGCUCGGGGUCGCAGUACGUGGGGCUGGACGACGGCACCGCCUCCGUCGCAUUCGUUUCCGAGGCCGACUUAGCGAACGCCACGGCCACGAUGACGGAGCGGCUGAGGCGGAUGAAGGAGGCCAUGGACGCCAAGCUCGCUUCGAGCUUCGAAGUCGUGGACGGGAGGCUUGCGCAGGCCAGGUUGGCCGCCCAGGACGAGGUGAAGGAGUUCAUCGCGGACGCGCAAAGGAAGCUCGAGUCGAUGCAGCUCCAGGAGCAGCGCCUGCGCCUGGCGGUGCGCCACGGGGCGCACGGCAGGUGCUGCUGCGCGGCCCCGUCGCGGGCGCGCUGCGAGUGGGUCGACUUCAGUCUGCUGAGCGGCUACGCCCACUCCUGCCCGGCCGAGAGCGGGCAGGACUACGUCGACCACCACACGGUCCUCUCCAAGAGCCAGGGCGAGGUUGUGACGGUGGACACCCUCAUCGACUCCUGUUUGGGUUCGCAGGGCUGGCACGUCCACAUCGACCACCGCGGCGACGCCCAGGAGGACAUGCUGUCCCCUGAGACGCGCCGCCUCGUUGAGAAGCUCCACGGGCAGCCAAUCGCGGACGCCCCCUGA